Messenger RNA from Saccostrea cuccullata (small rock oyster), 1837 nucleotides. RefSeq lists its product as uncharacterized. Lineage: Eukaryota; Metazoa; Mollusca; Bivalvia; Ostreida; Ostreidae. Bases 61 to 834 code for a protein of 257 amino acids. The transcript has 6 exons. The record is from RefSeq and is a predicted model, not a curated record.
AUUAUUAUCAUAUUUAUAAUUCUGUAAUUAUCCUGCUUAUCUUUCAAAAGGUUGGACAGGAUGAAGUUAAAAAGAACACCAAAAUGCUGUGAUCUUAUUGCUGUUUUAUUUUUUCCGACCGUUAUUGCAACGGAAAUUAUUUCUUAUGAAUUUGGAGACACUUGUUCUGUUUUCCUAAAGGAAUUGGACGAAAAUCGUGCCUUUUAUGUUGAAUACCAUGGCAAGACUGUGGGUUUAUUGUGCGAUGACUACUCAUUUGAGGGAAGAGGAGAUGAAAUCAUGGAUGAGUAUAAGAUUUGUGUUACACCUCAAUAUUUCGACGAUCCUGAUUGUGCUGUAGAGUUAAAGUAUACUUCGUCCAUUUUUGGCCCAGCAAUACAGAGAGUAACCUGUACAGAAAAUUACAACACCAAAUUUUGUGGGUCAAGUGAUGACUUUCUUUAUAUCCAUUUCAAAGCACGAGACGAUAAAGAUACAUCAAAUGCUAGUUUUAAGCUACUUAUCAGCGCUGAGAAAUCUUUUGAUUAUGGAACUUUUGUUGGAGCCAUCGUGGGAGGAGUGAUCAGUGGCAUAGUUUUAAUAACAAUAGUAGCAGGAAUAAUAAUUUAUUGUGUGUGUAGGCGGAAACCUACCCAGGGUCAAGUACUAAGACCGGCUCAGAAUACCUCAGGUCAAACAACAAAUCAACCAGGCAUUCCUUAUGCUACCUAUUCUCCACAACAAUCGAACACUACAACAUUAUACCCAACCGGAAAUUACCCAACACAGUAUCCUGCAGGAUACAGCACACAACAGCCAUUCCUACCGCCACAGACAAAUGAUACAAAACAAUAGAACGCCGAUAUAUUCCUUUAUUUUAUUACCUCACAGACAAAUGCUACCGAACAAUAAAACGCCGACAGUUUCCUUUAUUAUACCUCAUAGACAAAUGUUUCCCAACAGCAGAACGCCGAUAGCUUCCUUUAUUAUACUGCGGUAAUACCUGUACAGUCUUCACCUAAAUUUUUGGAAUAUUCUUAUUUCAAAUGAAGUCCAAAAAAUUAUAUUGUAAUUGUAACGUUGAUCCUUAAUAUUAAUUAUGUACAUCGGAAUCGUCAUUGAAAAGUAUGUUGUAAUCAAUUCCAGUGCCAUCAAUGACAGAACUUUACAAACCUUUUGUAUGAGCUUUUCUCAUACUCAGAUGAGCUUUUUCUGAUUGCCUUUUGUCCGUUGUCUGUCCGUCUGUAAACUUUUCAUAUUUUCAACUUGGUACAAAGCAUCCUUGGGUGAUGGGAAGUUUAAAUUGUUAAAAUGAAGUGCCAAGUACCUCUUCAAGGGGAGAUAAUAAAAAAAAAAUAGGGUGGGGUCAUUAAAAAUCCUCUUCUCAAAAACCACUGGGCCAGAAAAGCAUCCUGAGGUAGUGUAGAUUCUAAGUUGUUAAAAUCAUAAACCCCGGGGAUAAGACGGGGCCACAAUAGGGAAUCCAAGUGUUACAUAGGAAUAUAUAGGAAAAAUCUAUAAAAAUCUUCAUAAAAGGUGAAAUUUAUGUGGAAGCAACCUAGGGUAGUGUAGAUUCUAAAUUAAUAUUUUAUUAAAAUCAAGACCGUGGGAGGGGGUGUUAGGGGCCACAAUAGAUAUAAGGAGAGGGGAAAUCUGGCAAAGAACUGCAUCACCCAAGUAACUCAGGUGAGCGAUGUCGCCCAUGGGCUUCUUUUUGUUGUUGUUUUUAUGAAUUCAUUUGCCGUUGUAUUUUAUUGCCUAUAAGUAUUGUUCAUUUAUAUUAUUGUUUUUUUUUCUUUACAGUACAAUAAAGCUACAGUAUUGUAUACUUUUUAUAAUCAGGAAAAAUAAAAUUUUU